Messenger RNA from Caenorhabditis sp. 36 PRJEB53466, 7592 nucleotides. Lineage: Eukaryota; Metazoa; Nematoda; Chromadorea; Rhabditida; Rhabditidae. The record is from the annotation of a GenBank genome assembly.
AUGUUCCGCGGAAAAGAAUCGAAAGUGAGUACGGAGAAGAGUAGUAAGCGGCAUCCACAUGUCUCGACGGUGUUCGUCAUUGGAAACAAUGCAGAGGGUAGGAAGGGAUCAAAGCGCCGGGUGUCAGAAAAAGUCAUUUCAGAAUUCAUUAUGGAGAGGAGGACGUUGUGGCAAGACGUGCUGCCAGAUCUUCAGAACUUUGCGUUCCAGUCCAAUUUCGAUAUCGAGUUCUGUGAUGUUCCUCUGGAGAACGGAGAAUUGACGAACAGUACGGUGGAGCAUGUGCUCAGGGUGUGGAAGGAAAAUCCUCGUAGUUGGAUUGUGGUAGGUUCUGUGCAGUCCACUUUGCUUCAACUCUGUUUCAGUUGCUGUUGGGCAAUCGCUAUGGUCAAGUGUCAGUGCCGACUUACCUGCGCAAAGAAGAGUACGACUCCAUCCGGUCGUCGAUCUUCGAAGAGAAUGGCAGUGAGUUCCCUUCGCCCGCAUGCUAAUUCCGCCGUGUUGAGGACUCUGUCCGGGCUCUCCCAAAACGUCCUUCUUCCUCUCCUUCUCUUCGAUGACUUCAAUUUCUCCUAUUCCUCCUUCUUCAUCCAAUUCCCAAAACCUAAAAUUUCUUCUUCAUUUGUCACCACCUCGUGCUCGAAGAAAAGGGCAUCUGCUUCCCUCUUCCGCUCUCUUUCCCUCCCGCUCUCAAAUUAUUAGUUUUGGGGUGCCACAAAUUAGACAUCGCCACAACAAUUGUACUCGCUCUUUCAACACCAAAUUUUCCUGUCUGAACGAGUGAAAAAGCAUCCCUGCCAUAGAAAAACGAAUCAUUUCUUUCGGUGACAUUCGAUUUCCGUCGCUUCGUCGCCGUUUUCCCACUCUUCUUUUUCUUCUUCUUCGCCUUUUUUCUUCUUCAAGUUUUGAGUUAUCAAGGUUGAGCGAAAAGAAGAGAGGAAAGCGGGACGGACCGACAAAAUCCAGUUAAACGGGGGUCCUCCCAUGCAAGACACUUCACUUCUUGAGAUGUUUGGUUCAUUCUCUCUCCCAAAUGGAAGCCAGAUUGCAGCAGUUUCACCUGUUCCCUUCUGACCGCUCCCACUCCCUUCCUUCGUUUUCCCGUUUCUUUGCUCGGAUUAAUCUUCUCCGAUGAGCCUCUUUCCUUUCUUCGUCGGCAAAUUGCCUCCUUCAGAAAUCAAUCCAAUCUGAGAAGGAGCACGAGUAGUUGCUCUUUGAUAGCCGACUUCUCCCUUCCCCCUCUCACUUCCUUUGUCUACAGAUGUUCGCGUCUUCGAGAAGGCGUACACAAUAAACCGGAACGUCGCCGUCGAAGAGUAUCGUCUUGUGCCGUCCGCUAUCAAAGACAAGAAACAGUUGGCUGAAAUCAUAAAGGCGCUGCAAACGGGAGCAAAAGCCGUGAGUCCCUUUAGCCUAGGUUUUCCAUUAAUUCCCGUUCCCAUCGGAUUUUAGGCACACGAGGAAGGCGCAAUCAACCAAGUGCACGUGCAGAGACAGAACCGCUUCUUCGCGUCGCCGCUCGAGUCGCUUGUCCGUUCAGUUCUGCAGACUUCGCCGUGUCGAUGUCUGUUCCUUCUUCGAAAGUUCGAUCAACUUGUCGCCGAUCCGAAUAAUCCGAGUGUCUUUCUAGAGACAGACGAGGAGAGCAGCAAAAAGAUUGAAGAGCUGAAAGUGCGGAAUGAGCAGGUGCAGAGAAAGGUGUAAUUGAGAUUUCAGAACGAAGUAACUCUGAAAAUGAACGACCGAGUGAUGACGCACGUGCUGAGGCCGGAGAGCAUCGACAUCAACUACUUCUUCAAUUCGCGCGACGGGGACAAGUACAGAGAGAAGAUUGCCAGACAGGUGAGCCCUCUCAAUGCCCUCUCACGGUGAUUUUUCCUGGGGGUUGUGCGGAGGUUUCUAGUCCCUGGCCUCCGUGGCCAUCGCCGUUCUAUUAACCAAAACCGGCUUUUCGGAUUUUUCUCAAAAACUGGAACAUAAAUUUCUUAAUCACAAACGUACGUUUUCUUUCUUAAUUAUAUAAGCUUUCUUAGAAAAAAGAAAACAGAAAAAAAGUUUGUCCCGACCGGUUUUUUUUGGUACCAAAAGAUGGCCGAACGGCCGAACGGCGUCCACGAAGGCUCAGAUGCAGCGUGACAGGGACUUAUUAUAGGGGCACCGGACAGAAAGGGCGCGCUGUUCGCAAUCUGGCCGAAUUUCUAGGCCGCGAAGUAAUUUUUCACUGAAAAUGUGGCCUAACUUUCAAACUCGGCCCCGAGGUCGCUCAAUUUGCACUGCAAAAGGAGUUUCUCAACAGAGCGCCAUUUCUGUGCAAUGCCCCUAUAAUAAGAUGUGUGCCGCCGGAGAAAUAUUGAUUCAUCUUAUUUAUUGUCAUAGUGAAUCUGUUGAUUAUGAUCAAAAUUAGCAAAGAGCAACAAGAAACUCGCAAGAAUUUCUAUAGGUCACUGGAAAAAUAUCUUUUUUCGAAAUAUGGCUAUUUCGUGCGUGUUUUUUGUGACUCUUUGUUAGUUUACAUUAUAAUGGACUAAUUCACUAUGACAAUGAAUAAGAUGAAUCAGUAUUUCUAAAUACGACGGCACGCAUCUGACGUUUUGGCGCACAGAGGAUGGCUUGGAGAGCGCGCCGCCGUCCCCCUCCUGCGCGCUUCUUGACUGUUCUGGGACUUCAGAUGCGUGCUGUCGGACGAAUACUUAAAAAUUAGGAAAAAUAAAUCAGUAUGCUUUGAACAGCACGCAUCAGAAGUUUUGGCGCGCAGAAAAAGGCUUGGGAAGCGUGCAGCCGACAGUUCACGGGACGAGGGCCGAACUUUCUUCCUCUCUCCACUGCGUCCCCAGAAAAAAUCACCGUGCCUCUCAAGGCAAGAAUCUGAUUCAGUUCAACGAAAAGCUGAAAAACCAUAUAGCCGAGCUGAAUCCUCCUGUCCGUCCAGAAGUUCCAAAGUCUCCAAUUGAAGUGGCAACUGCUGAGGCUCGAACUCACGUCGGUACGUUCUUGAAUGCUCAAAAUUCGAGUGUCCAAUCUACGUUUACAGCAUAUCUGGAACACCAGCUUUCGAUUGGAAACUUGCCGAGAAACUAUGACCAAAGGUUGGACGAGCUGGCCGGAGUCAAAGUGAACCGAGGAGUCUUUCUGAUUCAAGGGCCUGAUCUUUGCGGGAAAACGCAGGCUUUGUGCAGACUUUACAGCAAAGUUUCAAGUGCAGACGCGUACAAAAUAAUUUUGUAAGAUAAAGAUAUUAAACGUUUCACAUACUUUCAGUUUCAGUUUCACAAACCUGACCUACUCGUCGAACUUUGCCCAUGAAGCCUGGCGGAAUAUAUGUCUCGCGAUCUGUUCGGAAGCUAAGAUCGACCCAAAGAUUGUUCUGGAUCACUUCAAACUCGGCGAAGUCCUCAAGUGUCUCGAGACUAUUGUACAAAAAGCCGACAAGCCAGUUUGUCUAUUCGUGGACGACGUGCACCUGCUCAAAUGUGGACAUCUUCUGAGUCAAGUCGGAAGAAGAACUGAGACUGUAAACUUGAAUUCCCUUCAUCUCGACCCUGAUUACUUCAUUUCAGGCUCCUGAUAAUCUGUCACUGUUCAUGACUUCUUCUAAUAUUUCUCCGGUGAACUCUGUGUUUGCGGUCACUCAAACCGUGAACGUGGAUGUGAUUUCGGAGAAUGAAGUGGUCGAAAUGCUGCAGAAGAUAGCUCAGCAGACUGAGAGAAAACUGACGAACGAGCAGACUUCAAGCCUGCGGCCACUUGUCACAGCCUCGAAGGAUGGGAUUCUGGUGGCGAAGAGUUAUGCGCACGAGAUUGUGCACACUGGACACAGUUCGAUGAAGGGAGGGAUCGAGGGGAGACUGAACCGGAUAGAGAAGGAAUUCGGAAAGUUGGCAGUCGGGAACGUCUGCAUGUACAUCUCCAUUUCGGCUCACGGACUCACACGGCUUGAAGUUCACGAUGUGAUAUCAGCAGAUAAGGAAGUUUUGAAGGAAAUGAACUUGACUACAGUGUUCCCUCUACUCUUACUCGACAGUAUUCUGGAGGCACUUGGUCCCCUUCUCCGAAAAGUUGUGAUUGAUGACCGCGAAGUAAUCAGCUUUUCCCAUUCCAUACUCACAUUUUUCAUCCGUUCUCGUUACGUGGCUAAUCAAGCCGAAAGGAAUGCAGCGAAUCAACAGUUAUCCGAUCUCUUCGCUGAUCUUUUGGUGGAUAGCGAGCAGUCACCAAGACACGAAAUAUCAUAUCAGGUUGGUACUGAAAAAAGAAGGAGCAGUAGCAGUUGGCAGCUUUCAGAGUUUCCCGCAAAAUGUGAAGCGGGAGAGCGGGUCGCCGAACAUUCGCAGACUUCGGCUCCUUUGGUAUCACUGCCUCAACUCGGGGAACCUUGACCGACUCAAGCAACUCGCUUUGUGCCAGUUCGACUAUCUCGAUUAUGUGACUCGUUUCUUCGGAAUCUCUAAUUUGCUGUCAAUGUUCGAAGAGUGUGCCACUCAGACCCUUCAUCAUGAUUUGCAAGGUUAGGGAAGCGGCUGGGCUCACAUCAAGUGAAACGUUUCAUUUUCAGUGUUAUCGGAGCAGGUGCUCGUCCCCGCACUGUCCACAUUGGCAAGAGACAGUGAGCAGUUGGCGGCCGAAGUGAUCGGAAGACUACGGUAUACGAGACCGGACAACAGUCACUUCCUAAACAGUCUCGUGGAACAGGCGAUGGCGUGGGUAGACAUGUAUAACAGACAGCCUCUGCUCGUUCCGCUCACUUGCUGGAUCUCGCCUCCAGCUACAAAAGUGUGCCGCAGUUUCAACCUGAAAGACUGGAAACCCGGAAAUACUGUACUGACCCCGUACAACAAGCAGCAGUUCCUGUUGAUAUCUGGAAAUCAGACAUAUCCCGGAGUCAUUUACGCCUACCACGUCGCUUCGGAACAACUUCUUCUGAUCUUGAAAGGGCACACCGCAGCAGUGACUUGUCUUUGUGCGAGCCAUGACGACUCGUUCUUCAUCAGCACGUCUCUCGAUAAAACAGUUAAGAAGUGGUCGUUGAAUUCGGUGAGUUCUUAUCAAAAUUAUUGAGGAAACAUACCACUUCUAGGCUGAGCCAUUGAUGACAUUUACCCAUCAUACUGCCAAAGUGACCUGCGCCAUUUUAACUUCUGAUGAUCUAUUUCUGAUAACAGCCGGAGGAGAUCACACUGCGCAAGUGAUCAAAUUGGAGACCGGAGAGGUGAUUCGUCAGUUCUCUGAGCACACUGGAACCGUAGUUUCCCUCCAACUCACUUCCAACAACAACUUUCUCGUCACUGGAUCCGGAGAUUUCGUCGUUCAAAUGUGGGAUGUGUGGACCGGAAAGAGCAUCUCGAGAAUGGGCGGCCUCAUGGCUCCAGUCAGUACGUUGGCCAUCACUUCGUAAGUAUCCCUUUUUCCUGAGGUCACCAACUGCACGGCGACCAAAAACGUAGAAAGGGACGUGGCCUAGCGUGCACGGUUUAUCACCAUUUUGGCGCGAAAUUCAAAAUUUAACCCCAUUUUUCAUGUUUUUCGUCAAAAAUUACCCAAAUUUAGUACGAUUUCGACUUUCGAUGUUUCGAUGUUUCCUCUCUUUAAUGUCUUCUUUCGUCGAUAUCAAACACAAAAAUAUCGGAAAAGUGCUGGAAUUGCGGCAAUUUUCAGAAAACGCGUCUCAUAUUAGGCCACGCCCCUUUCUACACUUUUGGUCGCCGUGAACUGUAGUUCUUUCCAGAAACGAUGCAUUCGUGGUUGUUGCGUGCGAAGACGAGACUCUGAAAGUGUUCAGUACGGUUGGCGGACAAGAACUGCACGAGCUGAUGGGGCACGAGGGCAAAGUGAAUUCGUUGGUGUGUGCCCAGGAUGACUGCCAGUUGUUCGCCGCUACAAAGUCCAAAAUCUUCUGUUACGAUAUACACAACGGACAAAUGAUCGACGUUUUGGACGUGGCGCAACCGUAUCCCAUUUGCAGUCUCAAGGUUUGCCAUCGGAACGAUUCUGUUUCAUUUGAAGAAAUGUUGUUCAGAUCACAGCCGACAACUACUUUUUGAUAUCAGCCUGUGGACCGAAAGUUACCAUCUUCAAUGUGCAGAAAAGGAAUCUGGAUGCACACGAAAUUCCAGCCGACAAAGAGGGAUUCCUCACGAUUCUAGCCCUUUCUAAUGAUGACAAGUACGCGGCAUGUGGCACUUUCAACGGAAUUGUGGCCCUGUGGGAUCUGGAAGUUUGCCAGUGCAUCUUCACGACUGUACAGGGAAGAGGGGAUCCGAUCACAUGCCUCAAGUACUCAAUUGAUAGUCAUCACUGUAUUUCUGGUAAUCGGAAAGGCAGCAUGCUCGUCCUGGACGCACAGAACGGAGGAGUCAUCCGAGAGCUUUUUGUAGGCGUCAACCACUGAAUUCGUACGCAUCCGUUCGGUUUUCAGAUGCACAGCAGCGAAGUACAGUCGAUAAUGUCUCUGAUAAACAACAAAAUGAUUUCGUGCGACAUCGAAGGGAAGAUGGUUGUUUGGGAGUUAUUCCAGGAGGACGACACUCCCGAUCUGAUUGCUACGGGUGUCAAACCGCCGAUCUACGUGCCGCCGAGUGGCCGAGUCAUGAUCGGAUACACUGCAGCCGCGAACAACGAGUCAGUCCCAAAGCUGAUGGAAUUAAUGGCAUUAGAAUAUUUUUCAGACUAAAAUUGUGGGAAUUCCCGGAGGAAGGACCUCCUGUGCAACUCACCAAACUUAGCCACACGGAUGAUAUCACGUGCUUCGCAGUCUCCCCGAAAGGAGGCGGACAGGUUCUAGUGACUGGCUCAAGGGACUCAUGCCUCAAAUUGUGGUCCCUCGAGAAGGGAUUCCUGACUCAAGUGCUCGCGGGGCACGAGAACGUCGUCACUUGCUGCUGCAUAUCGUACGACGAAAAGAUUGUCGUUUCGGGCGCUCUCGAUGAGAAGAUCUUUCUGUGGAACGUCCCGAAAGGCGAAAUGAUCUACUCGGUCAGUGCGAGUGCUCCCCUCACUUCCCUCUCAAUGACCGGAGACUCUUCUGUAUUCUUUUCCAGUAAGUCACGAGAACUGUGUUGAUUGUGAAAGUGAACUGAUUUCAGCCACCGAGGAAGGAUGGGUAGAGACUUGGUCGACGUCGAAAGGGACUCUUCUCUCCGCGUUCAAUGCUCACCGUCCCAUCAAGAAACUCAUCAACUCGUACGAAUCCCACCGCAUGCUUCUCCUCCUCGAGAACUGCGCCCAACUGCCCAUUCUUUGUCUGCACAAUACCCCGGCCUCUGGAAUGGAAGCAACGAGACGGAGGAGUGCGCGAACUCACUCGGUCUCUAGUGCUUCCAACGAGAUAACAACCACUCCGGCUUCUGGAGAAAUCAAGAAGGAACCGUCCUCCAACUCGAACAACGGAGGGAACGGCUCGACGGUUUCUCGUCCGGCAGCUCCUAAACCCACUUUUGACAUGCUGGAGAGGAGUAAAAGUAGGACAUCCCUGAUUGAAAAGGUACACAAAGCUUCCAAUAUCAUCCAUCCACAGAGUUUUUCAGGAUCGGGCAACGACGCUCACACAAUCCAACGCACCUCCUCCUCAGAAAUCGAAUAUGUGUAUUUUACUUUGA